AUGGAGAACAGCUCUCUCUCUUUUUAUUUCAACUUCACAGUGUUCAUGAACAUCGGACCCUACCGUUACCCAGCCUUCAUUUUCUGCCUUCUUCUCUACGCUUUUAUCCUCUCUGCGAAUCUCACCCUCAUACUGAUCAUCGUGAGAGAAAGUACGCUGCAUGAGCCCAUGUAUAUUUUCAUCGCGUUUUUAUCCGCCAACUCCGUGUACGGCUCCACCGGUUUCUUCCCCAGGUUCCUCAUGGAUCUGUUAUCCGACCGUCAUUUGAUCUCUCGCCCCGCCUGUUACACUCAGAUCUACAUCAUUUACACAUACGCUCUCUACGAACUGUCCAUACUGAGUAUCAUGUCAUACGACAGGUAUGUUGCUGUUUGUCAUCCUUUACACUAUCACAGAAAGAUGAACUCUAAAACCGUGGGCAUGUUGGCCUUUUUGGCGUGGGUAUGUCCGGCCUGUAAUCUCACAGUCACUAUCAACAUGGUGGUUAAGCUCCCUCUGUGCGGAAACACGAUACAGAAGGUUUACUGCGCCAGCUGGAACAUCGUGAAACUAUCGUGCAUCACAACCGCCGUCAACAAUAUCGUUGCAAUGCUGGGGGCGAUCGCCAUAGCGUUCCUCCCCUUUGCUUUCAUCCUGUACACUUAUCUGAGGAUUGUUGUCGCUUGUUGGAAGAACUCCGUGGAGGUCAGAGGGAAAGUACUUCAGAGUUGUUUACCACAUGUUAUUUCAUUUGUGAUUUAUUCCGUAACAUCAUUCAGUGACACAGCCUUGAGUCGACAGGAUCCCGACCAGAUAAAUCCGUUUGUGGCCAUAAUUCUGUCUCUUGAGUUUAUUAUCAUUCCACCGGCUUUAAAUCCUCUUGUGUACGGACUGAAACUACCAGAAAUUAGACGACACAUUUUUAAAAUCCUGUGUUUUAAAGCUCAAACUAAAAAAUGUUCUCAUAAGACUUUUCCAGUUUCUACAGUCACUGCUUGA
Xyrichtys novacula (pearly razorfish) is the source of this 978-nucleotide messenger RNA. The record is from the annotation of a GenBank genome assembly. Lineage: Eukaryota; Metazoa; Chordata; Actinopteri; Labriformes; Labridae.